ACUUCCUACUGCAAUGUUUUUUUAAGAAAAGAAAUAUAUAACGAUAAUAAGCGCUCUGAAAUUUUAUAAAUGUUAGUAUUGUGAAUUAAAGGGUGCUACUCUGUCUGGCAAAGACUGGAGUUGUUGGUUGGAGGAAAUCGGGGAAACCAACCAAAGGGAACCGGGAAGGCAAUCGGGACGUGAUCGGGACUGUAGGGACCAGUGAUCGGGACGUUGGGGAAGAGGGGUGCUCCGGUCCGACGUUGGACGUGGGUUGCGCCAGUUGCGCUCUUCUCGUUGUUCCCCAGUUUAUUCUUAUUCCGAGCAGAAGAAGCCUCCACCACGAAGGAAUGACCGUCGACUGAGUAUAGGGACCAGGGACCGAUUCGCGCGACCCACACGAUGGGCUUUGCCUGGAGCCGUCCUCCGGACAGCCCCGCCGGCGAACAGCAGCUGACGCUGGAGAUGCAGACCCUGGAGCUGGAGCGGCAGAUCCACCUGCGCGGGCUGCUGCAGCGGCGCAAGCUGGCUCUGAAGAUCGCCGAGGCCCGCGAGCUCUUCUUCUGGCUGACGGCCUUCUACGCGUUGUCGGCGGCGGGAAUGGGCCUCGGGUUCCAGAGGACCCGGAGGCUGAGCACCCUGGCGCCGCUGCUGCCACUCACCUUCGUCCUUGCCUAUCAGGGGGAUUCAGCGUACGGCAGCAAGCAGGACCGCAUCAGAGGGGAGGCCGAGAACAUCCUGGUGUACGAGCCAGAGCUGCUUGAGGCACCCCUGGGGCUGCCCACGGUAGGCGGCAUCGACGAGAGCAGGGAGAAAGCCAGGGACGAGGAGAGUUUCUCCAAGGCACACGACAUCUUCCUAUGA
Ixodes scapularis (black-legged tick) is the source of this 843-nucleotide messenger RNA. Its product is annotated as plasminogen receptor (KT). Gene Ontology annotation, biological process: positive regulation of plasminogen activation. NCBI's taxonomy places the organism in Eukaryota, Metazoa, Arthropoda, Arachnida, Ixodida, Ixodidae. Bases 382 to 843 code for a protein of 153 amino acids. The transcript has 4 exons. Gene Ontology annotation, cellular component: plasma membrane. The record is from RefSeq and is a predicted model, not a curated record.